Messenger RNA from Peniophora sp. CBMAI 1063, 1647 nucleotides. NCBI's taxonomy places the organism in Eukaryota, Fungi, Basidiomycota, Agaricomycetes, Russulales, Peniophoraceae. The record is from the annotation of a GenBank genome assembly.
AUGCCGGAAUCAAAGGCGCGCCCGCCAUGGACAACAAAACGCGAAAGCCUGCGACUCGGCUUAUUCGCAGACAUCGCCGAGCUAGGCCUAAGCGACAUCGAUGCGCUCGACAUGCAGCUGGCGAAGCUCGGCGUCAAGAUGAGAGAAGGCGUGUGCCACAACGUUCUUGCUGCUAGAGAUCGUCUCAAGACGCUCUGGGAGAGUCGUCAACGCGGAGGUGUCAACAUAAAUCUCUGGAUAGUCGCCCGGGGCGUAGCAAGCAUGGGCCGGGAGGGGGAAAGCGAGAAAGAAAGCUUGGUCUGGUUGUGGCUCUGCAAUCACGGUAUCGGUGAUCUCUGCGCGGACAUGAUCACAGACGAAGGUUUUUUUGACGAACAUCCGAUCUAUCUCGUCGAGAUCCUCAAUCUGUACGCCUAUUACCUGGGUGGCAUUCUUGAUGAGGAUCGCCAGGAUGACUGGGGCCUUGAUCCAACUGUCCCCGAGACACUUGCUAUAGCACGACGCGUCUGUGACUGCCUAUGGGUUCACAGAUAUAUCUUCGUAGACAAGGACUUGGAUCAGUACUGCUCCGGCGCAGUCGUGAGGCUUCGUCAGAGCUUGAGGAAGAUUCUAUGUGCCCUUAUACAGGCUCCAGAAGACGAACCGGAGGUCAAGUUAACUGAGACACUGGCUCGACCGCUGGCGUUCUUUUGCUGGUAUCACUCCGCAGAAGUAGAGAAGUCCGGCAGCAUUGGCGCGCAAUCUGCAACGACCUUGCUGAUGGAGGGGCCUCUGCAACUCUUGACUUUGGCCCCAGGUGACGGCAGCGCUGAGACUGAGGAGGAGGCAGCACGGAGAUUCGCUGAUCUAGAUGCUUUCGUUGACCAUGACAUUAUAGCUGUGUACGGCACGGAGAACUACGUCAGGCGCCUGAAGAUCACCCUGCAACAACCAUGGGUGAUCGACACAGAGUUGGCUCUGUUCUUUCUCACAGCCGGCAAGACCCUCGGCCACCCGAAUAUCGUCCCUCAGCUUGCAUCAGUGGACAUGUACACUACCAUCAAAGAAGCUCUUGAUCGUCAACUGCUACACGGAGCAGACGAAGGUCAAUGGACCAUUUUGCGCCAGGUCCUCAGGAUAUACCGCGGGAUGACGAAUCAUGCCGCCUAUUCCGAGGGACCAGGUCCUCUCAUACGGCAAGGCAGAGUGAUUGAACUCAUUGGUCGGACUUGCAGGAUAUAUUCUCAGGUGGCCAGUGCAAGUGCUGGCCAGGAUCGCGACGAUGUCCUCUUAGGGAUCAUGAGCUCAUAUACUGAGAUCUCUCGAGCCGUCAACAGGAUGAGCGCGAAGAACCCGGUUCGCAAGGUGUUACGAUCGUCUUUGCGCGACGAAUGGUAUCCCACACUCGCGAUGUUGCAAGUUGAGAGCUCGCGUCCGCGCGUUCGCAAAGCCGCCUCGAAGGAGCAGCUAGUAGCUCUGAUUGCUGGCUGGAGAACACUGGGAGAGGCUAUUGAUCUAGAGGAGACUCAAGAGAAAGCGGAACAUGAGCGUAGGAUCAAAAGGCAGUCUCAGCAUGCAAGGGUUGUGAUGAAGCGCGAUACUGUUCGCGUACUUGCCAGCGAAGGGAUUGGAAAGACGGUGGUCAUAAACUGCGCUGUAGGCGUCUGA